Molecule: messenger RNA, 4765 nt
Organism: Schistocerca nitens (vagrant locust)
Lineage: Eukaryota; Metazoa; Arthropoda; Insecta; Orthoptera; Acrididae
Exons: 6
Coding region: 1-837 (278 amino acids)
Cellular component (GO): dystrophin-associated glycoprotein complex; sarcolemma
Source: RefSeq, a predicted model, not a curated record
AUGUCGACGCUGCCGCGCGCGCAUGCGCCCGGCGGCGGCGUCGGAGGCGGCAGGACCCGCCGUGCCGGCGGCGGCAGAAGCCGCGAGCGGCCCAGCAGCCUGUACGACAACCUGCCGACGCCGUCGCUGCUGCCGGCGCUCAACACGACGGUGCCGGUCAACGUGGCGGCGCGGCCCGCCGACCUGGCACAGCGGCACGCGCCCACUAGGUCCUCCUUGCGCCACUCGCGGCUCGUCUCCAAGGCCUACCAGCAAGAGCUGGACCCGCAGCGGCCACGAGCGUACCGGUCGCGUCGGCUGGCGUGCGCGCUCUCCGGCCUGGAGCUGCUGCUGGGGCUGUCGGUCUGCAUGCUCGCCCUCUGGCUGCUGCUGUGGGCGCCGCGCAUGCGCACGCGGGACGUGCCCUACUGGAGCGGCGCGCCGCUAUUUCUUUCUGGUCUUUGUGGACUUACCCUUGCAGGAUGUCCAGGGGAUUUUCCAGGUUCAUGUAUAAAGUUCUUCAGGGUAGUGAGCAUUAUCCUGGCAAUACAAGCAGCUUUAUCCUGUUUAGUGGCAGCUAUCCUAUCCAUGAUGCAUCUCAUACUUCUCCACUGGGCACAAUGUGAGCCAGAAAGUGCACUUUCAACAAGCUGUGAAUGUCACACUGAGAUGGCAAACAUUCUAAGGUAUCCUGAUUUGAGCUGCCCAGCAGUUGUGAAUGUACUGGUGUUGCUACUUGUGGGAUCUUGUGCUUCAAACCUGAUGGGAUGCAUUCUAGCUGCUUGGCUGCUGCCCCUGCAUUGGGGCAGAUAUAGAAGUCAUGGCUACCUGCCAGUAGCCAGUCGGCCUCCAAGCUGACACCUGAAAUGAAAUGAAGUAUUAACAUGCUAAAAAUAGACAGUAACACUGUACCAAAAGCUACUCCUGAAGAAUGAAAAUGAUUUGAUGGACUUUUUAGAUAAUUUUUAUGGUGAAAUUUAUAAAAUACAGAAUUACCACUAGACGUUGCAUGGAGAUCUCUCCAGGAUGUAAAUGCUAUAUGUAUGACAGGAUUACAUGUGCAGCUUGUAACAAAUAUUACUUCCCUUUUAAUACCCUGUAGACAAGUAGUUUGGUAAGUGUUAAAACAUCUGUGUUUACCAAUGUCAAUGGACAACAUUACAUAAUUUUAUAUUAACUGGAAAUCAUGCCCAUAUUAGAAUUUCAUGAAUGUCCAUCUAUAAUGCUACAAAUUGUCCUUAAAAUACAGCAGAGUCCCGCUAACCCGAACCCCGAUAAUCCACAUGUUCGGUUAACCCGAACAUUCGGUAAAUCUAAACUAAGUACAGAAAACUGUGUGGUAAACUACUGUACAUACACACUAUUUUAAUUUACACAGUACAGUAAACAUGUAUUAGACAAAUUGGCAAGAAAACAGUUUUUAACAAUUCACAACAAUGAAAGAAAAGCUGUCAAACUUACUAAAAUACAGCGGAUAUUUUAUCCCUACUUUUUAGAUGACAAAAACUCAGCCAUUGUUUUUUAGUGUAAUGAAGACAGUGUGCUAUAUGACGUAUAGUUGUGCCAUUGUCUCAUAAAUAUCAAAUCAGCAGGUGUAGCAGUGGGCUGUUGCUCCGAAUAAUGUAGCACGGAGUCAAAGGCUUCUGCUGCAUCACUGUGUGGCACCAGCUCUCCUUUGUCGCUUUCAGGUUCAUUGUCACUUCUGUCACAGCAGUCCCCUUCUUCCUGGUCUUUAGUCACAGCAGUGUCUGUCAGGUUUUCCACACAUGCCCCAUCCGCUGCCAUCCACUCAUCUACAUCAUCUUCAUUAGCUUCAUCACACCCAGGGAUUGUCUAUCAUUUGUAGUAGCUUCACUCAGUUCUUCUAUCAAUUAGAAAUGGUUGCUUUACCAAUACCCAGUUCUGUUGCCAGUUUAGAUACAUUCGCACCACUGUCUAUCCGCUUAAAAGCAUUCAGUUUUUCUUUGAGAAAUAACAUUGUACGUUUCCGUUUACUCAUGACGAAAAUACAUUCACCACUACACCUGAACGAAUACAAUACAAUACAACUGUUAUGCAUGCAAGCAAUCGAUAUCUAACAUAACCAAGCGCUUUGAAAGCCAACUGACAGUGCACUGACCCAGGACGCUAAAAAGGUUUCAACAAUGCACAACAACAAGGGCAGGGAGUGAGAGUGGGCCAUUGUUCCCAAACUUGUUCCCAUUAGUUACCAUGGUGUACCUACUUAUCUGCUUGGUAUACUUCAUUCUAGAAACUCGUCACCGUAAUCCCUGCUAGUCUGAACAAAUUGAUAAUCUGAACAAGGUCUGCUCCCAAUUAGUUUGGAUUAACAGGACUCUACUGUACCAGAAAAACAUGGAUACCAAAAUAGAAUAUGUAAUUCACAACACAAAUUUCUCUUUUUACAUGACUUAAUGCAUAAAAAAUUUUAAUGUUGCAAUUGAAUUUGCCAAUCUGUUGCUAAAAUAUAUAUAUAUGUAUUUUUUUCAAUUAACUCUUAAGAUUGCAGCCAGGUAAAAUCAUAAAAAAAAAGCUGAUAUUUUGACAGACAGCCUUCCUAUCAUUCUCCCAUGCCUUGAACUACAUUCCCAUCAGCUAUUAGAAUCUCUAUGCUGGAAAGCAUUUACACAUGCAUUUUUUAAAUUUUAUGUACAUUAUGAAAAAGCUACUGACUAUUUGUAUAAAAUAUAGCCCUUAUAUUCUUUCAUAUUGUAAAGAAUUAAUACAGCCAUUAUACAAUAUUUAUUUACUCGUUUACUUAUUGGAGAAGAAGUAUUUCUGAAAGUAUUGCUUCUGUCUGCUUUCUGGAGGGUGUAUUUCGCUUUCAAGUACAGAGGCACGGAAUUUCCUUGAGGGUGAUACAGAAGCCAACCAAAUGAAUACAAGAAGAUUAAUAGUUCUGUUAAAGCUGGUGAGUGAUAGCUUCAUAUUGUCAUCAACAUUACUUCACAUAUUUUUAUAAGAGAACACUGUGUAGCCUCAAUAUAAUACACACAACUUUUUAGUUACAAGUUACUAGUAAAGUCAUCUAAUCAACAUCGAAACACAAAGUCUCCCAUGAGGGGGAAACAAUACAGGGAUCAGACUACAGGAGCAAGAGUUUAGUCAUUUAUUUGGGAGAACUGGGUGUAGAGGUAUACAACGAGGAUAAUCUAUAAUAUGGAAGGUUGAACAAAGAAUAUUGCUGCCAUGAGAGUUGACUGAUCUAAUUUCAUUAACUCAUUAGGGCCAAGGUUUUUUUUUCUACUUGAGAAAUUAAUUUUUUGUCUCAGUUUCUGAGUCUCUGCCACUAACAUUUUUGACAAUGAGGAUUUUUCUGGAGAUAUUUUACAGUCCUUUUUGUUUUGCAUGCUCCACUUUUGGGGACAAUGGUCUUUUUCACAAGUGGCAUUAAUUGGCAAAAUAAGUGUACAUGCUGGACACUCACCAACAGACUGACAAAUGAAUUAUACGCUUUGAAUGAAUGUCCAACUAUGACUUACUGACAUUGAAAUUAGCAUUCCAAUUACCAGGCAUGGACUGACUGCAGUUAUGGGUGCAUAUUACUAAAAUUACAAAUUUUUGAAAUAUAGAAUUAGUAGCUACAUUUUAGUUAUUAACAUAAAAGAUAGAAAUAAUGAAAGAUAAAAAUGGCAAUGAAGUAAGUUUGUUUCCCUAAAAGCUGCAUAACUAGAAAGUGUCAAGAUAAUAGGUACUACUUUAUGAGAGUGACACUUUAAUGUCAACAGGGAUUCUCAAUGUUUGAUAGAAAUUUUCAAGGAGAUGAAGUUUUCUAAUUGGAAAAGUUAACAAAACACAGUCAUUUAAGUAAAAGCACAUAUUCCUGAAAACAGAAAAAUUUGGGCUACAGAACUGUAACACUGAAUUUUUUAAGUAUCAUUUUAACGUAGGAUAUUCACGAACACAAAUUUAAAUCCGAGUACAAAUGUCUUGAAACAUUAAGUGCCCAGGAAAAACAGGAUGCUUACUUGAAAGGGCUUUCAAAUAAGCUGUUUCAAUCUAGAAACAAUUUUCAAUAUACUUGAAUUUUGACAUUCGCAAGGUUUUCAUGAGUAGUAAAUCAUGAACAUUUCUUAAAACAAAAUUUUUCCAUAAGAACUAAACAAACAACUCAUCAGCAGUCAGUAAAUUACAAAGUGAAUAAUGAAUUUUAGUGAAAUACUGGCUGAAAACAAAUUAGUUGCUUUGGGUAGCUAUUGCAUACAUACCACUAAUGAAAAAGAGAUGAGAAAAGUAAAAAAUAAUAGUGUUAUCAAGUUCAGAAUAAGAAUAAGUAUGUUAAGCUCAUCUUGCUCUGUUAGAUACUACAUACAGCAGAACCUAUCACUUACACGGUUUGAACAAUAUACGACUUGUAAUUAAACAGAAUAAUGUUAUCCUCUGAUGCAUGUAUGUAUUAACUGUCAUUCUGGCUGUCAACAAGUGCCAAUAAUGAUAAACUAACAUUUUAUUUUACUACUGAAAAUGUAAUAAUUAUGCACUUUUAACACUUUGCAACAACCUUCUUACACAUGUUUCAAUAAGCAUUGUGGACAAUACCGCGGGCAAUCUGUGUUAAGCAAUCGCUAUAUAAAUGUCACACAGUCAGUCCAUACCAAGAUACCACAGAACACAGUCAAAUGUAUCUCAUCAGACAUUUAUUAAAGUUCUGCAAUAGCGUUAUAUAUGGUCAUUUGUUUAAAGUUUUUUAGCAGACAUUAAUUCUAUGUGGACCAUGUACUACCACCAAUUAUUUUUGUUAUUUAAACUCACUGAAGUCUAUGUGGUUUACUGAUCUAUCUUAUUA